Messenger RNA from Ailuropoda melanoleuca (giant panda), 4338 nucleotides. RefSeq names its product F-box and leucine rich repeat protein 7 (gene FBXL7). Gene Ontology annotation, molecular function: protein binding. The transcript is spliced from 4 exons. Gene Ontology annotation, cellular component: SCF ubiquitin ligase complex. Lineage: Eukaryota; Metazoa; Chordata; Mammalia; Carnivora; Ursidae. The record is from RefSeq and is a predicted model, not a curated record. Bases 253 to 1728 code for a protein of 491 amino acids. Gene Ontology annotation, biological process: SCF-dependent proteasomal ubiquitin-dependent protein catabolic process; positive regulation of protein ubiquitination.
UGGCCCGGAACGCGGAUUCUAAGAGCGGCGGCUGCCCCCGGCCCCACCCGGAGCCAUCGCGGGUGCCCGGCGGGGACAGAGCGCUCCCUCCCACUGGAGUGCAGGGGCCGCCCCCGGUCGGAGCCCGGCCCCGGAGCGUGGGGUAUGCGCAGCUAACGGUCCCGUCGGGCGGGCUUUCCUCUGGUGGAGCGCGCAGGCGGUGCGCCCCAGCUAUGGAGUGUCCGGGGAGACGGCGGGCAUGACGGCGGCAGGAUGGGCGCGAACAAUGGCAAACAGUACGGCAGUGAGGGCAAAGGCAGCUCAAGCAUCUCAUCCGACGUGAGUUCAAGUACAGAUCACACGCCGACCCAAGCCCAGAAGAAUGUGGCUACCAGCGAAGACUCCGACCUGAGCAUGCGCACACUGAGCACGCCCAGCCCCGCGCUGAUAUGUCCCCCGAACCUGCCCGGAUUUCAGAAUGGAAGGGGCUCGUCCACCUCCUCGUCCUCCGUCACCGGGGAGACGGUGGCCAUGGUCCACUCCCCGCCCCCGACCCGCCUCACCCACCCGCUCAUCCGGCUCGCCUCCAGACCGCAGAAGGAGCAGGCCAGCAUCGAGCGCCUGCCGGACCAGUGCAUGGUGCAGAUCUUCUCCUUCCUGCCCACCAACCAGCUGUGCCGCUGCGCGCGCGUGUGCCGCCGCUGGUACAACCUGGCCUGGGACCCGCGGCUCUGGAGGACUAUCCGCCUGACGGGCGAGACCAUCCACGUGGACCGCGCCCUCAAGGUGCUGACCCGCAGACUCUGCCAGGACACACCCAACGUGUGUCUCAUGCUGGAAACCGUCACUGUCAGUGGCUGCAGGCGGCUCACGGACCGAGGGCUUUACACCAUUGCCCAGUGCUGCCCCGAACUGCGGCGACUGGAGGUCUCGGGCUGUUACAAUAUCUCCAACGAGGCGGUCUUCGACGUGGUGUCCCUCUGCCCCAACCUGGAGCACCUGGACGUGUCAGGGUGCUCCAAAGUGACCUGCAUCAGCUUGACCCGGGAGGCCUCCAUUAAACUGUCCCCCUUGCAUGGCAAACAGAUUUCCAUCCGCUACCUGGACAUGACGGACUGCUUCGUGCUGGAGGACGAAGGGCUGCACACGAUCGCGGCGCACUGCACGCAGCUGACCCACCUGUACCUGCGCCGCUGCGUGCGCCUCACCGACGAGGGCCUGCGCUACCUGAUGAUCUACUGCACGUCCAUCAAGGAGCUGAGCGUCAGCGACUGCCGCUUCGUCAGCGACUUCGGCCUGCGGGAGAUCGCCAAGCUGGAGGCGCGCCUGCGGUACCUCAGCAUCGCGCACUGCGGCCGGGUCACCGACGUGGGCAUCCGCUACGUGGCCAAGUACUGCAGCAAGCUGCGCUACCUCAACGCGAGGGGCUGCGAGGGCAUCACGGACCACGGCGUGGAGUACCUCGCCAAGAACUGCACCAAACUCAAGUCCCUGGACAUCGGCAAGUGCCCGCUCGUCUCCGACACGGGCCUCGAGUGCCUGGCCCUGAACUGCUUCAACCUUAAGCGGCUCAGCCUCAAGUCCUGCGAGAGCAUCACGGGCCAGGGCCUGCAGAUCGUGGCGGCCAACUGCUUCGACCUCCAGAUGCUCAACGUGCAGGACUGCGAGGUGUCCGUGGAGGCCCUGCGGUUCGUGAAGCGCCACUGCAAGCGCUGCGUCAUCGAGCACACCAACCCCGCCUUCUUCUGAAGGGCGGUGCAUGCGCGGGGACAGAGCGCCGCGCUUCCCAGGCGGAUGAGAGCCCCAACCCUCACCCCCACCCCCCACCCUCUCGGAGCAGUCCUUGCUUCCUGGAAGGUUCCUAAGGAUCUGGCUUUUCUGUUUCCUUAGUGCUCGUGGGCAACAGGGGUCAAGGAGAGGAAGGGGGGGACGGGGGGAGAGACAAGUGGCUGUGCCGGUAAACUGGGGUUUUUUGGGUCAGGUCAUCUGUAGGCAGUUUCUCUUCUCCCGAAAGAGGUACCUCCGCAAGCCCAUGGCAGUGUGUUUAAGAACGCCUCUCUCUCUCUCCGCUCCUGGUGGCAUCCCAGGCUUCUGCGCGCACACACCGUGUCCCCAUGGUCCCCCACCCACCCCACAGCCCCUCCCUGGCCAACAGCGACCACACAUCCAGGAUAAUGAUGCUCUCCAGACCUCCUCCUCUUUAAACUGCUUGAUUGGCCUAAGCCGUACUCAUCAGCCCCGCGCCCAAGCUAAUUCUUGGUAAAUAAAUGUCCUAGCACCUGGUAUAUACAAAGUGCUUCCAGCCCUUUUCUACAGAAUCACUUGUGGCAAGCAGCACUGUGCAGGAGGAGCCCUGCGCUCUGCCACGACAGAGCUGCGUGACCUUGGGCAAGUCACGUGCCCUCUCUGGGCUUCGGCUUCCCGUGCUGAGUCAGAGGCCGUCCAGCUCGAGGAUCCGCUUCAUACCCAUUUUAGAAUUUCGGGAACGGAGAUUGCCAGUAAGCAACAGCACGUUGACGUACAUCAUAUGAGGCGUCUACCUCUCCCAAGAGUAUUGGUUCUGUGCGGGCUGUCAGGAGAUUGGCAAGUGCCAGCGUGAAUGCCCCCUAUGUCCUUCACUCCGAUCCGAUUGUCACCCCAACCCUGUUUCUUUUGGUGGGUGAGUCUCUUGGGCAGCUACUCCUGCCCGGCUAGGUGGGUGGUUCCUGUGACAAGUUCCCGCCACCCUACCCCACACCAUCUUACGGAGGCCAUGCAUUUCCCACUCCCAGCACACCCCACAGCCCCAGUCAAGCUGACCUUGCUAGUGUUUUCAAAUAGGAAGAAAGACCCUCACCAGUUUUAAUUAACAAGGGAGGCCCAAGAGAGCACAUGUCUUGGAAGGGUUUUCCAUCCUUUCUCAGUGCACAUGUGGCAGGCAGCAAACACGUCUGCCCUGCAGCUGGCAGGAGCAGACCUGGUGGUUCUUCCUCAUUCCGAUCACAUUUCCACUUUUCUCGUCUAUUUAUUUCUCUGUGCAUCCAGACUGCAUCACGUGAAGCCUGUCGGGCUUAAGUCAUGAGUGUUUUACGGCACAGAUUGCCACCUCGUGUACCUUCUCCCGUGGCUAGCUGAUGUUCUCUGUCAAAGAGCACACAGCAGACUUUCAGGUGUUCAAAGACUGCUCACUCAAAAAUGUCAGGCCAAUGGAAGAGGGAGCACAUUGAUCACACUUAGGUGCUGGCCCGCGAGCCAGGCCCUAGGAAUAGAACAUGAAAAUCCUUGCCAAGUAUGCAUUUUAAAUGGCCCUGUUUGGAUGGGAAUCCACUUGCUAGCCUCACUCGUGUGAAAUCAGGAUGCCAGAAGAAAGUCCGCUGUUCAUUUUCAUGGAAUUGAGUUGCCUUUUGUUAAUAAACACGUGACUUUUCCCACAUUGUUCUCUAGGCACACCUCUCCUUCAUCGCUGUCCAAACAGUCAUCCACUUUCUCAAAGGGUCCAUCAUCCAAACGCAAAACCUCUGCCCAAGUAGAUGGAAUUGGUCUCAGAUCAAGCUCACACACAACUCGACAACUGCACUCCCACUGUAGGCUCCCUGCGUUUCUUUGUCUUAUGUCGGGAAGGAGGAGAUAGACUGAGGUGGUGUCUGCCCAGGAGGUUUCUUUCCUGCAUCAUUUGACAUAUGACCUCCUCUUCAGUCAACAUCGUCAACAGCUUAAUGUGUAAUCACGACUAUGUGCCAUGGGGGAAAGUGAAUUGCUUGGCUGGGGAGAGUGUCUAGUGAUAGUCACAGGGUUUAGAGCCAUGAAAGAGGUUGAAGGUAGCUUUCGCAUGCUCUGUGACUUGUGACUGUGUGUAACAUUUCGGGAGCUGAGAAUCACAAGGAUUGUCCCUAACCCUUGGCACUACUGGGGUCUUUCAAGUGGUAAAUUUUCAUACUCCGGGAAUGAAAAAAGAGAUCCAAAAUGGUGCCCUGAACCAAAAAAGGGGUGUCCCAUUACAAAUACCUUUAUCACCACCACCUGACCACUUCGCCUAAACUGCCUUCCACACAUGAGACAAAGCUGACUUUCACACUCAUUGCCCAGCACAGACUGUCUCUCCCCGUCUCUCCCUUUGCCCCAGUCUUCUCUUCAGCCACUCUGCCCCUACUUGGGAUAUGAAUCUAUGGCAGAGGUCACUGGGGAAACAGCUCAGCAGAUUUUUAGAGACCAAGCAAAAGGUCUCACUAGGAAAUUUAUCUGUUUUAAAACAUUGCUUCCUUCCUGCCUCUGCGAAAUUGAAUGCUCAUUGUUGUUUUUUUUAUUUCUAAUGUUCAAUCACUGCGUGCUGUAUGACUCUAGAAAGCCUUAAUUUACUACCACCAAGAAAUAAAGCAAUAU